This is a messenger RNA of Vombatus ursinus (common wombat), 1953 nucleotides long. It is a transcript of the gene FGL2, whose product is annotated as fibrinogen like 2. The transcript has 2 exons. The coding region runs from base 76 to 1404 and encodes 442 amino acids. The record is from RefSeq and is a predicted model, not a curated record. NCBI's taxonomy places the organism in Eukaryota, Metazoa, Chordata, Mammalia, Diprotodontia, Vombatidae.
ACCUCCCAGGCAGCUGUCUCUAUUAAAGUUGCUCCAGUCUGCACACUUCCCUAUUGAGUGAGUUCCUCUGCAAAGAUGAAGUUCGUUUACUUUUACUUGCUGAGCUCAAUUGUACCAGCUUUUCAUAAUGCUGGGGCAGUGGAAGAUAAAGCAGAGGAAACAAAAGAUGAAAAUUUUGCUACUACUUGUCCUGUGAGGCUGGAAGCAACUGGACAAUGUAAGGAAGGGGAAGAGUGCUCUUACCAGAUGAACCUGCCUUCCCUGACCAUCCAGCUACCCAGGUCAUUUAGCAUGAUUGAACAGGUAUUCAAAGAAGUUCAGAAUCUCAAGGAAACUGUAAAUAAUCUGAAGAAAUCUUGCCAAGAAUGUAAACUGCAAGCUGAUGAUAACCAAGAAAUGGGAAGACACGAACCACUGCAGCCUAACACAAAAGCUCCUGAAAAGGAGAAUGACAACAGAAUUAAGGAAUUAGAGAGUGAAGUUAACAAACUGUUUUCCAACCUGAAGGAUGCAAAAGAUGAAAUUAACUCACUUCAUGGUCGCCUGGAGAAUCUCAACCUGGUAAAUAUGAACAACAUAGAAAAUUAUGUUGACAGCAAAGUGGCUAAUCUGACAUCUGUGGUGAACAGCUUGGAUGGCCAAUGUUCAUCUAGGUGUUCAAACCAGUCGGGACAGAAUGAAGCUUCUGCAAAUAUUCAACAACAUCUAAUAUACAAAGACUGUUGGGAUUAUUAUGGGAAAGGCAGAAAGAGCAAUGGAAUCUACCAAGUUACACCUGAUCCAAGAAAUAAGAGCUUUGAAGUUUAUUGUGACAUGCAAACCAUGGGUGGAGGAUGGACAGUAAUACAGAAGCGUCUAGAUGGAAGUAUUAACUUCAACAGAACGUGGAAGGACUACAAGAAAGGCUUUGGAAACCUUAGCAGGGAGUUCUGGUUAGGUAAUGACAACAUUCACCUUCUGACCAAGAGUAAGGAAAUGGUCCUUAGAAUUGAUCUUGAAGAUUUUAAUGGUGUCAAGUUGUAUGCUCUGUAUGAUCAGUUCUAUGUGGCCAAUGAAUAUCUCAAGUACCGUUUACAUAUUGGUAAUUAUAGUGGAACUGCUGGAAAUGCUCUGCAUUUCAACAAACAUUAUAACCACGACCUUAAAUUUUUCACCACCCCAGACAAAGACCAUGAUAGGUAUCCUUCUGGAAACUGUGGACUUUACUACAGUUCUGGUUGGUGGUUUGAUGCAUGUUUGUCUGCAAACUUAAAUGGCAAAUACUACCACCAAAAAUACAAGGGUGUUUUUAAUGGCAUUUACUGGGGUACCUGGCCUGGCAUGACUAAUGGUGAACCAAAUGGCUUUAAGCAUUCUUUCAAGAGGGCAAAAAUGAUGAUUAGACCAAAAUUACUUGCACCAUAAGUUACUACUCAUUCUACCAGGUUUUCAUCUAGUUAUUUUCCUCAGCAUUUUCCCUUCCUUCCCCUCUUUUCCCCUUCUCCUCACUUCCCUUCCCUUUUGCAAUAAAUGCCACCUAUUUACAAUUUGAUAUUUUCUCCCAGUUAAUCUUAAAACAAUCUUUCCAUAACCAAAAUAUAUAUCUCAAGCUAAUGAGUUUAAAGCAGACGUAAUAUUUUAAAUAAGACAGAAUGACAGUAAUAACUUCUUGUGAAAGUCUUAAGUCUUUUUGUUGUUGCUAUUAUCCAAAUGUACACUUACAAACGAUGGUGUUUAUAUUUUAAUUCAAUUAUGUUUAUAAUUCUAUUAAUCAAAAGAAAUAUUCCUUUUGUAGAGAUAGUGCCAUUUAUUAGUUUUAUUUCUGACAAUUGCAACUCUUAAUUUUUUCAUCCAAAUGACCUGUUUUAACACAAGUAAGCUAUGCCUGGGUAUAAGCUAGACACUUAGGGUGCACAAACUUUUUCAAGUCAUAAGUUACACUGUUAUAAAACUGAAUAAACUGUGAUUCUGCUA